AUGUCCAUCAUCUUAUUCCUAAUACUUUCAAUUGUUCAAUAUUCCAUCGGCAUUUCGAUUGCUGCUAUUAACGAUGCAAUAACGCUCGAACAAUAUCAACAAGUAAAAUUGGGAUGGACACGAGAUCAAGUGACACAAUUUGUUGGUGGUCCUGGAGGAUUGGUAAUAUCAGUACCAGAAUCACCAUCUGAUCGAAAUAAUAUUAUUGUACAAUAUAAAGGUUUAAUACCAUCCAAUGUAUUACAAAGACAGUCUACAGUGGUAUUUUCAUUUUCUAAUGGAAUCCUAUGGAAAAAGAAGCAAAACCUGCUUGAUCUAACAUCAAAUUAUAUAAUAACAAAAGAAAAUUAUAAUCAAAUAGAAACUGGUUGGACAUAUCAACAAGUAACAUCAACUAUUGGAAGUAAAGGAAAUGUUAUAGAAGAAUCAAACAUUUGGCCGAAUAUAACAUUAAUGACUGUUGCAUAUCAAGGCGAAGACCAAGAAGGACUUGGUUAUAUUCAACUUGGAUUUAUGGAUGGAAAAUUAGGAUCUAAACCAACGUAUGGAUGGGUAUCUAUCAAUCCAAAUACUCCCAGAUCCACUCUUACACCAACAACGAAUGAUUUUCUACCAACUGAUCGAAUAACAGUUGAACAAUAUCAACAAGUUCAAUUUGGAUGGACACGUAAUCAAUUGACACAGUAUGUUGGUAGUCCAGGAAAAGUUAUACCAUCACCUAAUUCAAAUACAAUUCUUGUUCAAUAUCAAGGUCCAUCGCCUGAUAUAACUGCUAUAGCAGGGUUUGCCUUUCUAAAUGAAAUAUUGUUUACAAAAUCGCAAUUGCACUUCGAUUUUACAGCAAAUUAUAAGAUAACAAAAGAACAAUAUAACGUCAUUCAAAUUGGAUGGACUUAUCAGCAAGUAAAAGCAGCUCUAGAAAAUCAAAAGGGAAAUGUCGUAACAGAAUCUAGUACAAAUGGGUAUACAUCAAUGGUAGUUCAAUAUACUGGUAUCAAAGAUCAACAGCAAAUGGAAGAUGCGAUCGUUACACUUGGAUUUUCAAGUGAGAAAUUAAUUACUAAAUCACAAUACGGAUGGUAA
Molecule: messenger RNA, 1083 nt
Organism: Rotaria sordida
Lineage: Eukaryota; Metazoa; Rotifera; Eurotatoria; Philodinida; Philodinidae
Source: the annotation of a GenBank genome assembly